This is a messenger RNA of Rhincodon typus (whale shark), 2723 nucleotides long. Its product is annotated as cytoplasmic dynein 1 intermediate chain 2-like. Gene Ontology annotation, biological process: transport along microtubule. NCBI's taxonomy places the organism in Eukaryota, Metazoa, Chordata, Chondrichthyes, Orectolobiformes, Rhincodontidae. Gene Ontology annotation, cellular component: cytoplasmic dynein complex. The transcript has 16 exons. The record is from RefSeq and is a predicted model, not a curated record. Bases 117 to 1928 code for a protein of 603 amino acids. Gene Ontology annotation, molecular function: dynein light chain binding; dynein heavy chain binding.
GCUCAUUGAUUCUGUUCCCACUGCUUGCUGGCCGGAAGUGGAGGUUCCAGUUCCGGUUCCGGCUCCAUCUUGUCGAGUUGUGGCGGUUCCUGUGGAUAAUUUUCAGGGCUGCAAUUAUGUCAGACAAAGACAAAAGUGAACUUAAAGCAGAAUUAGAGCGCAAAAAGCAGCGCUUGGCUCAAAUCAGGGAGGAAAAGAAAAGGAAAGAAGAGGAAAGAAAGAAAAAGGAAGCUGAUCAGAAAAAAGAGUUGGUACAAAAUGAAGAAUCUGAUAUUGAAAAGAAGCGAAGAGAAGCUGAGGCAUUGCUACAGAGCAUGGGCAUUACACCUGAGCCCUCUGUUGUCCCUCCUACAUCUCCUCCCUCAAAAUCGGUGAGUACACCAAGUGAGGCUGGAAGCCAGGAUUCUGCUGAUUGCAGUCUUGGGCCAAGACGAGGAGCCAUUAAACUGGAGAUGGCAAAAAUCACCCAGGUAGACUUUCCUCCGCGAGAGAUUGUCACAUACACAAAGGAAACACAAACUCCAGUGAUUGCACAAAAUACUGAAGCUGAAGAGGAGGAGGAAGAUAUUGUACCUAAGCAAGCAAUUGAACCGGAACCAGAACAAGUACAAAAAGAAGAAGUUAAGGAAGGUGCACCACGUGAGCUUACAGAAGAGGAAAGACAGCAAAUUAUUCAUUCUGAUGAAUUCCUCACAUUCUUUGAUCACAGCACCAGAAUAAUUGAACGAGCUCUUGCAGAACAUAAAGAUCUCUUUUUUGACUACAGUGGCAAGGAUUUAGAAGAAAAAGAGGGAGAACUUCAAGGUGGAGCUAAACUUUCUGUAAACAGACAGUUUUUUGAUGAGCGUUGGUCAAAACAUCGUGUUGUUACAUGCAUGGAUUGGUCACCUCAGUAUCCAGAACUUCUUGUUGCUUCAUAUAAUAACAAUGAAGAUGUUCCUCAUGAGCCAGAUGGUGUAGCUCUUGUGUGGAACAUGAAAUUUAAAAAAACGACUCCAGAAUAUGUCUUCCAUUGCCAGUCAUCUGUGAUGUCAGCAUCCUUUGCACGAUUUCAUCCAAAUCUUGUAGUUGGAGGAACAUAUUCUGGCCAGAUCGUGCUCUGGGAUAAUCGCAGUAACAAAAGGACACCAGUCCAAAGAACACCACUCUCUGCUGCUGCUCACACGCAUCCAGUCUACUGUGUGAAUGUUGUGGGUUCCCAGAAUGCUCAUAACCUGAUCAGCGUUUCUACUGAUGGGAAGAUCUGCUCGUGGAGUUUGGAUAUGCUUUCUCAGCCACAGGACAGCAUGGAGUUGAUGCACAAGCAAUCUAAAGCAGUGGCUGUUACUUGUAUGUCCUUUCCAUUGGGUGAUGUCAACAAUUUUGUGGUUGGUAGUGAGGAAGGUUCUAUAUACACAGCGUGCCGCCAUGGAAGCAAGGCUGGAAUUAGUGAGAUUUUUGAUGGUCAUCAAGGACCGAUCACAGGUAUUCAUUAUCACACUGCAGCUGGACCAGCUGACUUCUCUCAUCUUUUUGUCACCUCUUCCUUUGACUGGACAGUCAAACUUUGGACAACUAAGAAUAACAAACCAUUAUACUCCUUUGAAGAUAAUUCUGAUUAUGUUUACGAUGUUAUGUGGUCACCGACCCAUCCUGCCCUUUUUGCUUGUGUCGAUGGAAUGGGAAGACUUGAUUUGUGGAAUCUCAACAAUGACACUGAAGUGCCAACUGCAAGCAUUACUGUUGACAGUAAUCCUGCACUAAAUCGUGUGAAAUGGGCUCAGACUGGAAGAGAAAUAGCUGUAGGUGACUCAGAAGGGCAGAUAUUGAUUUAUGAUGUAGGAGAGCAAAUAGCAGUUCCUCGAAAUGAUGAAUGGACACGAUUUGCUCGAACAUUGGCAGAAAUAAAUGCGAACAGAGCUGAUGCAGAAGAUGAACUUGCAGCAUGAAUAGCAGAUUAGCGUUCAAGGCAUGACCUAAUUGUAGUGUAGUUCCAAAUUUAAUUUUAUCUUUUCCAAAUCAAGUUUGUAAUUUUUCUAUCCUUUUUCGCUGAAUAUAACUUGAUGGCUAAAUAAAUCUGCUCCCCGAAACUUCUGCCACAGGUGACUGAGUCAAAUGCAAGAAUUGUUAUUUCAUCACCCAGUUAUUUACUUCUCCAUAAUAGAGUCAAUAAUAUCAGACAGUAACAAUACAGGGAAUAAAAUUUGUACUUGUUACCUUUUGCUGAUUACCACUAUUAGUGAACAGAGGUAAAGCUAUCAACUGAUAUAAGACUGCUCUCUUGUCAUAUUACAAAUUGUUCAAAUUACAUGUGGGCAAUAGAAGGGGCAGAAUAACCAUAGUGGUUACAACUUCUUGCUCUAUUAUAUAAACCUUUCCUUCAAGGGUCUAAGAAACAGGAGAAACCCCUCCCACCUUAACAGAAGUCAAAAAAAAACUUGUCAAGCUGUAUGUUGACCCUUGAACUGACUUGAUCACUGAAUGUCAUUUUAAUUAGGUUUGAGAGCUGUGCACUAUACAGUUGAGAAUCAUAUCCAGAAAUUACCAAAUUUCAUUGGCCUGGUUUUUGCCAUUCUCAGUAGGGCAUACUUGGUAUUACAGCAUUUUGUCUAGUACUAUUAAAAUGAGGACAAAAAUAUUGUGCUAAUUAAACUAACCAAAUAGUAAAAAUGACUGACUUUAUAAAGUUGUGUACUAGUUUUAAUGACAUGUUUUACAUAAAUAAUAAAACAAGUUAAAAGGUG